Messenger RNA from Zingiber officinale, 828 nucleotides. RefSeq lists its product as uncharacterized. The record is from RefSeq and is a predicted model, not a curated record. The transcript has 2 exons. Bases 1 to 828 code for a protein of 275 amino acids. NCBI's taxonomy places the organism in Eukaryota, Viridiplantae, Streptophyta, Magnoliopsida, Zingiberales, Zingiberaceae.
AUGCGAAGAAAAGAGUUGCUGUACGAAGGGAUGAUGCUGUACGAAGAAAAUCAUUCAGCAUUUUUUCAACAAAGGGAUGAUGCUGUACGAAGAAAAGAGUUGUCACCACUACAAAAAUGCACCGCUGCGAUUCGUCAACUAGCUUAUGGAGUCUCCGCCGAUCAUCUUGACGAGUACCUACGUAUGGGUGAAUCAACUACCAUCAGGUGCCUUCUCAAGUUCUGCGAAUACGGUGUUGAAAUAUUUGGUGAUAGGUACUUGAGAAACCCAAAUGCUGAUGAUGUUCAACGUCUUCUUCAAAUGCAUAAUGAGAGACAUGACUUUCCUGGCAUGUUAGGAAAUAUGUCGGAGAUUAAUUUCACGGUGAAUGACACUACAUAUACAAAGGACUAUUAUCUAACAGAUGGAAUAUAUCCCGAGUGGGUUACUUUUGUUAAGGCUUUUCCUUGCCCGGAGGAUCCCAAGAGGAAGUUGUUUAAGGAAAGACAGGAGUCUGCAAGAAAAGAUGUUGAACGAGCAUUUGGGGUGCUCCAAUCUCGAUGGGCGAUUGUCAGAGGUCCAGCUCGGUAUUGGUAUAGGAAAAAGUUAAAACAAAUCAUGUUAGCAUGCAUUAUUUUGUAUAAUAUGAUUGUUGAGGAUGAGGGAGGUCACGUGAUAAAUUGGUACAACGAAGAAGGUGACGAACCCGCACAACCUAUUCAUGACUCAAACCGAGGAUUUCAAGAUUAUCUUCGAACAAAUUCUGAGCUACGUGACACUCAAGUUCAUCACCAACUUCGCGUCGACUUAGUUGAGCAUAUCUGGGGGCAAUACAACAACAAUCUGUGA